This is a messenger RNA of Phytophthora sojae, 468 nucleotides long. RefSeq lists its product as hypothetical. The record is from RefSeq and is a predicted model, not a curated record. NCBI's taxonomy places the organism in Eukaryota, Oomycota, Peronosporomycetes, Peronosporales, Peronosporaceae. The transcript has a single exon. Bases 1 to 468 code for a protein of 155 amino acids.
AUGGCGCUGAACGAAGAUGAAGACGUUCCAAACCUAGAUGUCUGGAACAUCCACUUCAGCACGCACACCACUAAGGACAAAUUGACCACGGGAGGGUGGGUUCUCUACCUCCAGACGGCCUCUCAACAGUGGAUUCCCAGAAAAGCAGGAAGUCUCUACUUUGGGCUAACAAACCCACCGACGGACGCCGCAGCACGAACGCUGAACCAAGGGUUGACAGAGCUCAAUGUGAUGACUACCCCGGGCUCGACGUAUCUCCGCAUUGAUAGUCGUAACAAGAAACUACAAGUGCAGCUCCAACAAGUCAAGGCUGACAUUCAAGCAACGGGCCCAGUAGCCGCGCUCUCCAAGGACUUGAACGCGAUUUCCUCAGUGCAGUGGGGUUCGUCUGCUGGUACUGCGCUCCGAGCGGCUAAGUUGAUGGCAAAAACAAGCACUACAACCAUCUACGAUACCCACAGCACAUGA